UUUAGAGUGAGUUGUGGGCUGGAAAGAUCUGAUGACAUCUGGACCAUAUUUUUCGCCGACAGGGCGGCCAAUAUCACGGCAAAGUGCUGAAAGAGAACGUGUGAAAAAUGUUUUGCAGGAGAGUUUCCGGAGAGCUCUGAGGGUGAAAAGUUGUGCCGAUCUUUGUGACAUUACUCGACGUCUUAAGCAACUGUAUAUCGAUGCACUAAAUAUACCUGGAGGUAUCGAACGCUAUUUGGCGGCUUUACGUUUUGCACUGGAACUUACUUGUGAGAAAAGUAACGAGAAAGAAGGACGUAUCAAUUGCCUGAAAAUGUCUGCCCAUGUUGCACUGGCACUGUCACAGGAAGGCAUGCAUGAACCACUUCAACUGUUAGUCGAUUUCUGUGUGGACAUGAGUGAUUUGUGCGUUACUGUUACUAGGAGCUAUGUAUGUGCAUUGGCUGGUUUGCUGCUUAAUUUAAAUAAGCUUAUCUCAAAUCGACUGAGUCAGCAAAAUCCGCGGAAAACUGACUGCUCACCGUUAUCGAAAGAACUGAGCAAGACGUUAUUUGCUAUACUUUCAAAGCGUCUUUUGGAUGUUAAUCCUUUGGUUCGUUCCGAAGCUUUAAAAGCGAUAGCAGCAUUACAAGAUGAACAGUCAAAAGCUGAUAGUUACCAAACAAAUUCUCCGAAACGUUUAUUGAUUUCGCAUUUGAAUGAUGUGUCAUGUGAAUGUCGAAUUGUUACCCUAAAGAAAUUGAUGCUGUCUUCGAAGGAGGAAGUCGAUCUUGUGGUAAACAUGGCAUUGAGUGAUUCCGAAGAACGAGUAAGGCGAGCAGCGACAAUUCGGAUUAUUAAGGAUGUUAAUCUGAAAGCUUUAUCUAUCAAACAACGUAUGGAUUUAGUGCAAGGCGUUAUGAAUAUGAAUGCUCGAGGACAGAAUCAUGCUGUAAUUUUAAAUGAUUUACUUGGAGAAUGGCUUAAAACAGCCUGUGGAAAGGAUGCAUUACCAGACAACGGUGAUGAACUCGCUUCAUUUUACUCCAUUGCAUCGUCUCAUUUACUGCGUUUUUUGGAACCAUUAACACAGGAACAAGUAAGUCAUGACUUGAUGCUUCAUUCACUUCAAUACUGCCGCGAAAAAAUGGGAUUUGGCUCAAUCGAAGUACAGGAUUUCGUGAAGGCGCUAAACCGAAACGCGGAAGAUAUAUCUCUUCAUCGACAUAAUUGCAAUAAAUUGAUCGAAGAGGGUUGGACAGCUCUUGAACAAGCAAAUGCUGUAUUUUACUGGCGUUGCCUGUUGGAUUUCUGUAAGUCAAAGUGUGUAACGGAUGCAGACUGGUCAGAAUGCCAUUAUCGUUUGUUGCCAACUAUGCGAACCUUUUGUGAACUUAUGCAAAACUAUAUGACAAAUGUAUUAUCGAGCAAUGAAACAGAAGCGCUCUUUGCAUUGAAGAACUUCACUGUGAUGCAGUUGCUAAAAAUAAUAUCAUUUUUUGAUCAAGGAGAUCCGUCUGGAUGGAAAACUUGGCAGACUUCAUGCGAAAAUGUUUUGGGUAAUAUGCAGCUCAAACUGACUGAAGCUCUCGUCAAUGAACUUGUUCAACAGAUGUACACACAUCUUUGGCCUCUUCCGGAACAGAAUGACGAAGCUCUUUCAAACUUAUGUGAUUUAACGAGUUCUAUCGUACACAGGGCUCUCUUUCCUAAUGCAACAAUGCUGGCCGCAAAUCAAACUAUUGGAAUUGGGGGAAAUGAAACGGCUGCUGAGUUUGAAAAUGGAGAGGUUGACGAUGAUGUUGUGUAUCGUUGUAUUAUGAUUGUGAGUGCAAUGCUGAAAACGAAUCGCUACAAAAAAAUGAAUGCCUUGCUUCAUGGAAUUCUGGAAAAUAUUAUCGAAAGGAGUGUGGUAGCAGCCGAUGUCAACUGUCGAAUCCUUGCAUUUGAAGCGAUGGGUAUUUUGGCCAUGUAUGAUCGCCGUGUGGCGUUUGAAAAAACAAUCUUGAUCAAAGAAACCCUUAAAAUUGAUCAACGCUUAAGACCGACAAUGCUAAAUAUCUUGUGCAAUAUGGCUUUGCUGCAUGGCUAUCCGUUGGUUUCACGAUGGUUCGGCGCUGGAUUAGAAACAGCAAAUCCAAACGACGAGCUUUUACAAGUUUUUGCGGAAUAUAUUGAUAGCCUGGAUCCAGACACGAGUUUUACAGCUUGUGAAUGUCUGUGUAAAAUGUUUCUGAAGGAGGCAAAUGUUGCAUGGACUGGUGUACUCAGUCGUCUGUUGCUCAAGGCAUUUGAUCCAGCAACCAACAACAUUCCGAAACUGAAAGCCUGUUUGGUUACCUUCAUACCAGUAUUUGCUGAAUGGAGUAGGGAACAUCAAAUGCUGUUAGUUGAAGCAUUCCCAGAAACUUUCAAUACAUUGCACAGCGAUGAACAAUUCGUCGGUUCGUUUUCACGCAUAAAUGUUGCAGCAGUUGGAUCAUGCUUUGUGCAUGCAACGAGUUCACAAUUACUGAAUGGUGCUGAUAAACAGAAAGGAUCAGUUCAUCCUUUUUUAUGCCAAAAAAUUUUGGCCGCAUUGAGUGAUGAUCCAGAAGAUGAUUAUGCCCCAGUAUAUUGUAAGAUGCUAUCAGACAUUGAUGCAAAUGACUGGAUGGAUAUUACACAAAUAAAUGCUUUAAUUGUUGAUACCGACGAUGUGAUUGAUCUCUAUAGCGAUACGGAGGAAACUCGAGGAUAUAUUCGGUCAUUAGCGUCAUUUUCUAAAAAGUUGCGAAAAAGGGUUGCCAGUUUGGAAACUCUGAUUUCAACGAGGAAGCAUGGUGACAGCGAAUCCGUAGAUGAGCAUGAUGAUGAUGAUGAAAGUGAAAUUUUAAAGAUUUCGAAACUUGUACUUCGAGAAAGUAACAAGGCAAAUGGUUGUAAGCCCCAAGCAAGCAAACAAAGCAAAAGAAAAAUGGGUACUGAUUCGAAGCCUAAAAACCCGGCUAAGCCGAGAAUUACGAAAUCGAAGACUAUUCCGCGUGACAUGAAAGCAUUACUACAAGAGGAUGUAGAAAACAGGAUUGUUCUAGUUCCGAGCGAUAGUGAUGAAAUAUUGAGAAAUGAAUCAAAACUAAUUGCUGUCACACCAGGUAUACGUCAAAGACCUGUACUGGCUCGUGCAGCAAAAGCUACUCGAAAAUUUUUGAAAGACGAAAAUUCACUCUCGGACGAGGAAUGA
Loa loa (African eye worm) is the source of this 3202-nucleotide messenger RNA. RefSeq lists its product as hypothetical. Bases 32 to 3202 code for a protein of 1056 amino acids. The transcript is spliced from 22 exons. Gene Ontology annotation, cellular component: cytoplasm; condensed chromosome; condensin complex. NCBI's taxonomy places the organism in Eukaryota, Metazoa, Nematoda, Chromadorea, Rhabditida, Onchocercidae. Gene Ontology annotation, biological process: mitotic chromosome condensation. The record is from RefSeq and is a predicted model, not a curated record.